UUGCACUGUAUCUCGAAUACUUCAACAUUUAAAUGAUUACUAAAAGACAAGCGAAAGUUGCUAGGACUUAAAAAUGAAUGACUUUAGUUGCUGUUAAUAGGUAUAGGUACAUGCCAUCUGUUUAUUCUACGGCGGGACAGGUACUUUAAAAUACAGCGAUGCGGGAAUUGAAUAUCAGACACUCAACGGAUUACUGCUCUAUUCACGCUGCUUUGAGCCACAUUCAUGAGCGCUUCGAGUCGGAGGACACUGAUGAAAAACGCGCGCGCAUCCUGGAAGACACAACAGAGCUGCUAACGGGCGCUCCUCUCGACUGGCUCUUCCCUGAACUAAACGCCGACUUGAGAGGCCAGUAUUUAAGGGUAGUGAACUCGUUAACCUGCUACGCUGCCCUGCCAGUGUGUGACACUGAUAGCGGAACUUUACCUGCCCAAAGUUACGACAGCAUACCUGUCAAAUCUCAGGCGGUCAGUGCAGUGUUACUUGCGGUUUCUGCGCAGAUUGAGAAGUUCCUUGUGAAUCAAAACAGUGCAACAAAAAGGUCCCUAGUUCGUACACUUGCUCCCUCACUUUAUAUAUUUGCUAUUACACACCUGCAAGAGCAACCUUGGACUGAUGGACCCUCAAGAAAAAGAGCCUCAGAACUCUUAAGAGCACUUUUGAGAAUGACAGGCAGCAGGUCAGUGCGGGAAUUGCUGUCUGGAAAGCCUGAUAAAGACCAGAAAGGAGUUUUCGGUCCAGUUCUUCACACACUGCAGUCAGAUUUAACUCAGAAGAACUGGAAGCAUAACCAGGCAGUGAAGCAUGUGUUCUCCACUACGCUUGUGCAGGUUGGACAACCCUGGUUAACUGAUUAUUUGGAGAACGUGUUUCCUCCAUCCCUGCUGAUUUCUGAUGAUUAUCACAUAGAAAACAAAAUAUUAGGUGUGCACUGCCUGCAUCAUAUUGUGCUCAACGUGCCUGCUGCUGAUCUGAGGCAAUUCAAUAGAGCCCAGGUGCUGUAUCAUACUCUGUUCAAUCAUUUACACACAUCCGAGGCGGCGCUCAUACAGGUUGUGCUGCCCUGCCUUAUAGACUUACUACCCAACCUUGAGAAACCUCCAGCUCAUGCAAGUUUUCCAUACAAAUCAAAUCGCUUUGAUGGUCUGCUGUGGCACAUUUUGACAUACAUGGAAAUGGAGCACAUGCUAGACCUCCGUCAAGUGUAUGCCAAAAAUCUUGUCCUACUUAUUGACAGGAUGGGUAUAUCAGUCAUACGUCACCUGAAGAGGCUGGAGAGGGUGAUUGUGGGAUACAUGGAGGUCUCAGAUGCUCCAGAGGAGAAAGCAAGACUGAGUAUCAUUGAUGCUCUUCAAAAGACUUUACAGAUUGCUUGGCCACGUAUGGAGAAGAGGAGGGAUUCACUAGCUCAGAGUCUUCUGAGGUUUCUGGUGGAUGUCUCAUCAGACUCAUCACCCACAGAGCUAAAAGAGCAGCUCAUGACUAAAGCAUCUGACUGUUUACUGCUGCUUGUGCACUGCUCAAAGGGGAAACUACAGACUCUUCUAAGAGAGGUAGACAGCAGUUGUGUCCCUGACCUGGUGUUCAAGUCUAUCCAGAAUGUCCUUGCAGCAUCUUGUCCGUAAGCUUUGACUAUUUGCCACUUUACCCAUCUGUGUAGAUGAAAUUGGCUCCAUUGAACAGGAACAUAAGACACACUGGGUGUGGACUAAACAAGGAAUGGUUGCUUUUUUUAUUUUAAAUAAAGUUGAUAAACCUGA
Molecule: messenger RNA, 1760 nt
Organism: Danio aesculapii
Lineage: Eukaryota; Metazoa; Chordata; Actinopteri; Cypriniformes; Danionidae
Gene: tti2
Product: TELO2 interacting protein 2
Exons: 7
Coding region: 159-1625 (488 amino acids)
Cellular component (GO): centrosome; nucleoplasm; cytosol
Source: RefSeq, a predicted model, not a curated record